Molecule: messenger RNA, 1053 nt
Organism: Balaenoptera acutorostrata (minke whale)
Lineage: Eukaryota; Metazoa; Chordata; Mammalia; Artiodactyla; Balaenopteridae
Product: myeloid-associated differentiation marker-like
Cellular component (GO): cell-cell junction; plasma membrane
Source: RefSeq, a predicted model, not a curated record
AUGUCCACUACCACGCCCUCCGAAUCACCGUCCUCCAGUCUGGGCUCCCCGUUUUGGAUCCUGAGACUCUUCCGCUUCCUGCAGCUGCUCUCCACCUGUGUGGCCUUCUCCCUGGUGGCCCGCGUGGGCACCUGGAGCGAGGCCAUAAGUAAUUGGUACCUGUUCAUCUGGUGCUUCUGCUUCGUCCUGACCCUCAUCAUCCUCAUAGUUGAGUUAUGUGGGCUCCAGUCCUGCUUCCCCCUCUGCUGGUACAACUUUUCCAUCAACCAUGCCUGCCACGCCACCCUCUUCUGCCUCUCGGCCUCCAUCGUCUUUGCCAUCACCUACGUCCAGUUCUUGCCUCAGGGCCCCACCCGGGACCACGCCAUCGCUGCCACCGCAUUCUCCUGCAUCGCUGCUGUGGCUUAUGCCACCGAAGUGGUCUGGACCUGGGCCUGUUACCUGCCAGGUGAGCUCACCAGUUUAAUGGGUACCAUGCAUAGCCUGCUCAAGCUUCUGCAGAAUUUCGUGGCCAGUGUCAUCUUCGCCUUCAUCUGCAGCCCCCACCUGUGCCAGCCCCAGCCGGCCCUGGUGUGGUGCGUGGCCGUGUACCCCAUCUGCUUCCUCCUGGGGACCAUAGCCCUCCUGCUGGGCUUGGUUGACUGCGACAAUAGGCAGCCCAUCUUCUGCAUUUUCCUGUUGGGGCUGAGUCUGCUCUCCGUCCUCCUCUACGCCAGUGCCCUGGUCCUCUGGCCGCUGUACCAGUUCAGCAAGAAGUUCGAUGGCCAGCCCCAGUGGUCCAGCGAUGUGAGCUGCAGUGAUGAGCUCCCCUCCACGAUGUGCAUCUACAACCAACAACUGGCUGUGGCCAUCCUGACAGCCAGCAACCUCCUGACUUAUGUGGCCGACACAGCGUACUGGGCCCGCCUCGUUUUUGUCGGCACUGAGGAUCAUCCCAGGGGCUCCCAAUUCCCACUUUUCUCUGAGUUCUUCUGUCCCCUGGCAGCCACGGGAGAUGGCAGGGUCGAGGCUGGAUCCGUGACAGGUGUCCACCUGGCGGUGCUCAGCCCUUAG